AUGGAGCUGAGACCUGACACCAGCCACAAGGAGAAUGUGCCCCCCAGGCCGGCCACCCCCCUGAGGCCAGAGCAGUGGAGACUCCGGAAGAGCCUGGCCAGUAGACAUGGCCGGUGGGUGCCCGUGGGCCAGGCCGAGAGCAGGGGGCCUGCCACCACACCAUCCCCGGGGGCAGCGCUGUGCCAGGAGCCCUGCCGAGUCCAGAGCAACCUGACCAGCCCCAGCCUGGGCCUCGCCCUGAGGGACACGACUGGCCAGCUGACCAACUCAAGCUUCCGGCAGCAGAGCAACUUGCAGCCCCUGGCCGGGAGGCCCCAGGGGAGAGCCCAGGCGUUUGCCAUCCAGCAGAGCAACCUGAGCGUCAGGGAGACCAGCGUGGCUGAGUGGGGACGUCGUCACCCCUGGUCGGGGGCUCAGGAAAGCUUCUGGCCGCACAGGAUGCCCGGGGGAAGCCCCCUACCCCGAGGGCCACUGGCUUCCCCAGCCUCCCGCCCGAGGUGGUCCCGGCUGCUGUGCACCAAUACCCCCUGCCCAGACACUGGGCCCGCUGCAGGCCUGGGCCCGCUCGAAGGGCACACACGGCCGGACCCCAGAUCCCAGUGUGGCCUGGGGGGCUGGACCUCCAGGCUCGUGGGGGAACCCCUCACCCUGGAGGAUCUGGCUGUCCCUGCCCAGAGCCGGGCUCGGGCUCCGUCCCAAGCUGCCCUUCACCAGCUGCUGGCCUCCGUGCAACGCCUGGAGCGUGAGGCAGUCCGUCUCAGGUGCCAAGCAUCCCGGGAACCCUCAGGCCCUGUGCGGCAAGAGCCCUGGACCAGAGCUGGCCAGAUACUCCCUGCUCACCCCCAGCCCAGCCAGCCUGUUCUUGCUUCCUGGGAUGACAGGAGGAAACAUUCCCAAGGUUUCAGGGAAACUGCAGGUUUCCCAGAAGCACCGGGGGUCCAGGAUGGUCUCUCAGACUCUCAGGCAAGCAGCAAGCCUGCAUCACUGGAGACUAUUGGAGAUGCUGCCCGGGUUGCCCUUGACCCUGGGCAGGGGGUCCUUCCUGCCCACCCUGUAAGGCGAGGAGAGACGUGCUCCCCAGGGACUACAUACGGCAGGGGACAGAGGGAGGACCCCCUGCUCCCUCAAGGGGCGGGCAGCAGGGAGGCCAGACUCUGCUCUUCAGCCUCGUCCAGUUCAGCCCGGGGCAUCCUCGCUGGGCGGGAAGGAGGGGACAGGACCCCACGGGAGCAGGUCGGCAGGGAAGAAGAGAGGCCGGCUUCCCGUCCGCCAGACACGGCCCCCGCGAGGAGUGCCCUGCAGAACGAAGCCGGAAACACUGUGAGCCUGGAGUCUGAGAUAGGCCGCCGGCAGUGGCUGUCCAGAUGUUUCAGAGCGUGGCGGCACUGGGUGCAGAGGCGGCGGGCAGUGGCAGCGGCCAUGGCGCUGGGCCGCCGGCAGCUGUUGCGCGGGGGCCCACGGGCGCCGCGGUGGACACUGUUGCUCCAGGAGGCCCAGCUGGAGGCGGCGUGGGGACGACACACGCAGGCCCUGCUGGCGUGGACCUUCCAAAAGUGGAGAAACUUGAUUCAGCAGCAGAAACAAGGGCAGCUUCACAUCCAGGCUGAGCCAGGACCCCCAUCCUCCAGGGGAGGCCAGGACCGAGUCCCCUCAGGAGGGAAGCCGGUGGUGGACACUGCCUGGAGAAGCAGUCCAAGUAGUCGGAGGGAGGAGGUGGGAGCCCAGCCGAUUCCGUUGUGUUCUGGGCCGAGGCCAGAUGGAGGAGACAGGGGAGUCCAGAUCCUGCAGGCUCUGCAACAGCUGGCUGCCUUCCUCCUGUGGUGCCAUCAGAAGGAAUGGGCCAGGCAGGAGAAGGGGGUCCAGGGAGAGGCCUCCGGGGCCAUGCUGAGGACUCAGAGGAUGGAGAGGCCCCCCCAGGCCUGGUGCUCUCCUGCUGCAGAUGCAGCCUGGGUGUCCCCACUGGACACCCAGUGCCAGAGGGCCUGGCUCUGCAGCUCCUUCUUCGAGGGCGUGCAGCAGCGUCACAGCCUGAGUGGUUGGCGCCUGGGGGGCGCGGGAUCCAGGCAGUGCCAGGACCACCUUGGCCCCAGCGGUUCUGGGCGGCGUCCUGGGUUGGGAGGCCCUGCCGGGCCGCAGGACACCCCGCAGCUCCCUGGAGAAGGCCAGGGGCAGAGGGCUUCCCAGGCCCCCGCCCUCCUGGAGGCGUUCCGGGUGAGCUUUCUGUGGGCAGCUGGGCAGCGGCAGCAGGUGCGGGCCCAGCAGUCCUGGGGCAUGGCAAGGUGGCACCAGUGCACCCUUCAGAGGCGCAUCCUCCUUGGCUGGAGCCACUGGGCAACAGCCCAGGGGGCCAGGAGAGAGCUGGCUGCCCGCCGGGCCUGGGAUCAGAGCUGCAGGGCCGCGCUGGGCCUGUGGCGGCAGCGGCUGGUGCAGCAGCAGGAGACGGAACAGUGGGCCCGGGAGUGGGGCGGGUACAGCAGCGACGUGCACUGGGCCACUGGCACUGCUGGCAGAAGUGAUUGCGGGAAUUCUGUGAGACAAUCCACACAAAGUGCUUGGCUCAGAACCCAGCUCCUCGUGGGUGCUACCAUCAUCAUCACCAUCUUCAUCUUCAUCCUUGUCAUCCUCACCCGGCCUUCAGGAGUCACAGUGUCCUCAGAGCCCAGCACAGAAGGACAGCAGCUCUGGCGUGAAAAGUACCAGCGGUGUGUGCGGGCCCGCCUCCAGGGCCUGCACAGGGCCGUGUUCCGGGGCUGGCAGGAGGCAGCAGCUCGUCAGAGACCCACGGCGGCCGGUCCAGAGCAGCUCCUACUGCAGAGCCACUUCCAGGCCUGGUGUGGAGUAGUGAGAGACACAGGGAUGGCCCGGGCCAAGGGUCCAGCCUUCCAGGAUGGCCUGAGGAGAUGGGCACCAGGGGCCACAUUUGCCAGUGAAGCCCCAGAAGCUGCAGCCCGGCCUCGGGAGCAGCGCGUAGCCCGGGCCUCCUUCUCCUGCUGGAGAAGCCAAGAACAGGGACACCAGGUGGACAUCAAGCUGAGGAGGGCCCGGGCCCAGCAGGCAAGGCAAGUGGCCCCUAGCCAGUGCUCUGAGGCCCGCCAGCAGGCAGGAGAGAGAACCCAGGCCCAGGCCCUGUGCUGGAUGCUGUGGGCACGUGAGUCCUGCCUGCAGCGGGUCAGCCGAGACCAUGCUGCCCCGAAGCUGAGCGCCAGCGCAGUCGCUGGGGCUCGGGCCCUGGAGUCAGACCGCUCCCGAGAGGCCCACAGCUGCAGGCCACAGGCCACAGGGCCUGGCCUGCCCAGCCCAACCAAGCACCACAGCCCCAGUGGACAGCGGAAGCAGAGAGAAACGUCCCGGACUCAGAGUGACAGAGAGCCUCCCCUCCCAGCUGGGAGCCCUGCCUCCCAGCUCCAGCUGCAGGGGCCCAGAUGCGCCUGCUGGGCGCAGGGCCAGCGCCCUAUGGGGCCAGAAGGGGACCGCAGCUCUGAGACCAAAGACCUCAAGGGCAAAGGCGAGGCUAAGAAAAGGGGUCGUGAUGCCCUUGGCUGUCAGGACACACACCAGGGCCUCUCCCCUCAGGAGGAAGUACCUGCAGCGCUGGCGCCCUGAGGCACUGCUUCGCCGGCUCCGGGGUUCCCCGCAGGCCGCCCGGGCAGCUGCACGGCAGCGCUGGGUAGAUGCUCGGGGGACGGACAAGCUGGCGCCGACACUGAGCUGCAGCUCAGGCAGCGGCACCUGAGGCGGGCCUGGCGACUGUGGGCUCUACGGCUGCAGGUGUCUCAGCGAUUACAGCAACAAGACGACGGCUGGGUCCAUUCCCAGGCCUCUGAAACAUGGCACCAGCGCCUGGCAGCCAGGGGCCUGAGGAGCAGAGCCAGCAGCAGUGGGAGGCCGGGAAGCAGGCGGGAAGCUGCCAGAGCCCCUGUGCUUGGUGGACUUGGGGUGAAGCAGGGGGCCCAGCAGCAGCUGUGACUCGUUCCCCUGGAAAGGAAAACGGAUCGGAGCCCCACCCACCUGAGGAGUACAGGCUCAGGCACAAGGCGCUCAGGCCAAGAGCUCUGAAGGACAAUGAAACGCCCUCCUUAGCCCCAGCUGCUUCUCCCAGUCUCUCCUAAAGGCUGCCCCCUGCCCCACCCAGCCAGCCCCUCUGAC
This is a messenger RNA of Balaenoptera ricei (Rice's whale), 4146 nucleotides long. It is a transcript of the gene C1H1orf167, whose product is annotated as chromosome 1 C1orf167 homolog. The record is from RefSeq and is a predicted model, not a curated record. NCBI's taxonomy places the organism in Eukaryota, Metazoa, Chordata, Mammalia, Artiodactyla, Balaenopteridae.